CUCAUUGCACUCUGGGAAUCGUGGUAAUCGGCCUGAUGUCGCUCUAGGGAGGACUACAUUUCCCAAAAAAGCCUGCAAAGCCCUCGCGCGCAUCCGCCGGAAGUGGUCUGCGACACGAGGUGCUGCGAGUGCGAGCCACCCCAGUUAUAGGUUGCCAGUUCGGUGGUCAGGACAAUGCCCAAGGCCAAGGGGAAGACCAGGAGACAGAAGUUCGGUUACAAUGUUAACCGGAAGCGUCUGAACCGGAAUGCUAGACGGAAAGCAGCGCCACGGAUCGAGUGCUCCCACAUCCGACAUGCCUGGGACCAUGCCAGAUCCGUGCGGCAGAACCUGGCCGAGAUGGGGUUGGCUAUGGACCCCAACAAGGCGGUGCCCCUCCGUAAGAGAAAGGUAAAGGCCAUGGAGGUGGACGUAGAGGAGAGGCCUAAGGAGCUUGUACGGAAGCCCUAUGUGCUAAAUGGUGGGUGCUGGCCACAUUCCUCUAGGUCACCAUCCUGCACAGUCAGGGCUAGAAAGGGCCCUCAGGUGUCUUCAUUUUACAGAUGGAAAAAAACAGCCUCAGAGGGAAGAAGGGAGCUGGUCUGGGGCUCACAAAGUUAAGACUGUGUCUAUGACUGGGACAUUUUCAGUCUACUUACUAAACUCACACGUGUGAAGUAAGGUCAGAGAUGUUCAGGGAGGAUGCAGCCAGGGGCUUGAGAGGAUAGAAAUGAAACCAGUGAGUCUCAAGCACGUGUUCAGCUUGUCAUGAAUUUAAGGAUGAACAGAUUUUUAUAGAGAUUCCACCAUCUCAUGUAAUCUUUUCAGUGACAAAUCAAUUUCAUGUAUAUUAAUGCUAUAGAGACUGAAUAUUAAAACAGAGCAGAGUAAAUUCUGCAGGGAAGCAGGAAUACUCCGAAAUUCCCCACCCAUCUUCCUCUUACCUGUCCAAGAUGUUUAAUGGUUCUCCUGAAGUUAAAAGGGUUUUAAAUGGCCAGACAUUUGAUAGAGAAUUCCUUGAGUUCCUAUCAGUGAUUCUCAUAAGAAUUACUACACAGGAUUGCAUAAAUAAAGUAAGGUGUACUUAUUGUCAAAUUUUAAAACUUUCUCAUUCUUUAAAGAAUUUUUAAAAUUCGUGGUAAAAAACAUACCACAUAAAGUUUAUCAUCUUAAUCAUUUUUAACUAUAUAGCUCAGUAGUGCUAAGUAUGUUUAUGUUGUCAUGCAUUAGAUGUCCAGAACUUUUUCAUCUUCAAAAGUGGAACUCUACCCAUUAAACAACUCCCCAUUUCCCUGCCUCCCCACCCCCAGCCCCUGGCAACCAAGUCAAAGAUAAUUUUGACUAUAAGCAAUUUAGCACUUAACCCCUGGAUAACAUUUGACCAGCUUGUUUCCAUGAGUUGUUUUUCUCCUAGUUGAGAAAUGGGGAGUAUUUGCCUAGCUAUUUAAUUUAAUUAAUUUUAAAGAUUU
This is a messenger RNA of Leptonychotes weddellii (Weddell seal), 1448 nucleotides long. The record is from RefSeq and is a predicted model, not a curated record. Lineage: Eukaryota; Metazoa; Chordata; Mammalia; Carnivora; Phocidae.